This is a messenger RNA of Vombatus ursinus (common wombat), 4516 nucleotides long. RefSeq names its product transcription initiation factor TFIID subunit 4B-like. The coding region runs from base 16 to 2874 and encodes 952 amino acids. The record is from RefSeq and is a predicted model, not a curated record. Gene Ontology annotation, cellular component: transcription factor TFIID complex. Gene Ontology annotation, molecular function: RNA polymerase II general transcription initiation factor activity; DNA binding; protein heterodimerization activity. The transcript is spliced from 15 exons. NCBI's taxonomy places the organism in Eukaryota, Metazoa, Chordata, Mammalia, Diprotodontia, Vombatidae. Gene Ontology annotation, biological process: transcription initiation at RNA polymerase II promoter; DNA-templated transcription.
GCCUCGGUCGGGGGGAUGCCCGCCGGCCUCUCUGAACAAGGUGCCGCCGCCGCCGCCGCUUCUUCUCCGGCUUGUCUCAGCGUCCCCGGGACGGUGACCAUGGCCCCUGCCCUUUUGACCAACGGGAGUGUCCAGAGCCACCUCCCUCCGGCCGCCGGCAGCACGCUCCCGUCCUCGCUGAGGAGCACCCCGGUGACCCUGAACACGAAGGCCCCCAUAAGUCUCAGCCUGGUGACCGCAGCGUCCCAGCCGCUGGUGAAGACGGCCCCCUUGGGGACCCUGGUGACCAAACUGGCCACUGUCAAUACCGUUCCCAAGACCAACAGCGGUCCCAGGCUGCCCACUCCCCAAAUCGUGGCCGCGAAAGCUCCCAGCACAACUACGAUCCAGUUGCCUGCCAAUUUCCAGCUCUCGCCUGGAACUGUUCUAAUAAGAAGUAACAGUGGUCAGCUGAUGUUGAUGUCCCAACAAGCUUUAGCUCAAGCUGAAACUCCAAGUCCUGUGAAUGUAAGAGCAACAGUACCCUCAAGUACUCAUGCAGUCAAAAUCUGUACUGUGCAGAACUCUGGUACACAGUUUAUUAAGAAAGUGCCAGUGGCUCCAGUGAAGACAGUAGCUCCAGUCAGGGCAGCAGCUCCGAUAAAGGCAGUGACACCCAUCAAAGCAGUUGCUGCCCCUGCAAAAACUGUGGCACAGUUAGGAAGUACUGUGGUAACUUCCUUCCAGAAACCUUCCAUAGUACAGUCUGUGGCUGCACCGGCCAGUGUUGUUACUAUUACCCCAGUAAAACCGUUGAAUACUGUAACUCCUCUGAAGACUUCGGUCAUUGGAACACCAGCAGCUCCCUUGCAAGAGAGCACCCAGAAAGUUGAGAUCCCAGCAGCUGUACAGACUGGUAUCUCUGUGGAAAUGCUAGAGAAUGUAACAAAAUGCAAAAACUUUCUUGCAAUGUUGAUAAAACUAGCAUGUAGUGGUUCUCAGUCCCCAGAAAUGGGGCAGAAUGUGAAGAAGCUUGUGGAAAAUCUGUUGGAUGCAAAAAUUGAACCAGAGGAAUUUACCAAAAAACUGUACAUUGAACUCAAGUCCUCACCUCAACCGCAUCUUGUCCCUUUUCUAAAGAAAAGUGUGACUGCCUUACGACAGCUAAUGCCCAACUCCCAGAGCUUCAUUGAGCAAUGUGUUCAGCAAAGUCCUCCCCAGGUCGUCAUUCCUACGUGUGCCGCUGUCACUCAUCCCCCUCCUGUCGUGACCACAACUAUUUCUUCAAUCCACACGGAAAAGCCCCUCCUUGUUUCUGCAGCACCAACAGCAGGCACAGUCUCCAUUCGGACCGCGAGUUCCAUGGCCGGCCCUGGAGGCAUUGGAGUUGUCGCCCUUCGCUCUGGAAGCCCCGUUACUGGAGCUGGAGGAUCCACAAUUGGCACUGUUGCUGUCCACCCUGUAAAUCCGGCUUCUGUACCAGGGGGCGUGACUAACAAAGCUGUCACGCUCCAUUCUGUAAGUUCAACCACCAGUCCAGCAGCAGUAACAGCUGGAACUGUCUUCCUUCAACCCGCAAAGCCUCUCAUGACCUGUGGUGCUACCACAGUAGCAACUGUCUCACUUCAGCCUGAAAAACCCGUCGUCCCCAGGGCAGCAGUAACAUUGUCACUUCCACCAACAAAACCCAUUGUGACUUCUGGAGAAGUUGUGGGGCCAUCCAUUUCUCUUCCACCUUCAAAGCCAGUUGUGAAUUCUGGAGUGGCCACAUCUGCCUCUGUAAAGCCUGUCAUCGGGCCCCCUAUUCAUAUCAAACUUACACAGCCUGGCUCCUUCCUUUCACAACCAGCCAGUACUCCACAAACUCUGAAGGUCAAACAAUUAGUAGUACAGCAGCCUUCUGGAGGCAUUGUCAAACAAGUGACUGCCCUACCACAUUCCUCAGCCCUGACCAUUCAGAAAUCUGGACAAAAGAGGAUGCCCUUGAACACACUAAUACAGACAAAUCAAUUUCCUACAGCUUCCAUUCUAAAGCAAAUUACCCUGCCAGGAAAUAAAAUUCUGUCGCUUCAAGCACCUCCUGUUCAGAAAAACAAAAUAAAAGAGAACGGAACAACAUCCUUCAGAGAUGAAGAUGACAUCAAUGACGUCACUUCCAUGGCAGGAGUCAACCUCAGGGAAGAAAAUGCCUGCAUAUUAGCAGCAAACUCUGAAUUAGUCGGCACACUGACUCGCUCUCAUAAAGAAGAACCAUUCCUUUUUACGGAGGCUCUCCAAAAAAGAAUUUUAGACAUUGGUAAGAGGCAUGACAUUAUGGAACUUAACUCUGAUGUUGUGAACUUGAUCUCCCAUGCUACACAGGAGCGAUUACGAGGCCUUAUAGAGAAACUGACUAUAAUUGCUCAGCAUCGAAUGACAACUUGCAAGGACAGUGAAAAUUAUGUCAUGUCUAGUGAUACCAGGUCACAACUUAGAUUUCUUGAGAAGCUGGAUCACAUCGAAAAACAGCGAAAGGAUGAAGAAGAACGAGAGAUGUUGCUCAGAGCAGCUAAGAGUCGUUCUAAUAAAGAAGAUCCAGAGCAGCUGCGGUUAAAGCAGAAAGCCAAAGAGAUGCAGCAGUUAGAGUUGGCACAGAUGCAACAAAGAGAUGCCAAUAUUACAGCCCUUGCAGCCAUUGGACCAAGAAAGAAGAGACCACUGGACUCUGUUGUUGGAUCUGGAAUCGAGGGUUUAAAUGGUAAUGCCCUUGCCUCAGGGUCAUCCAGCCUGACUGUCACCAAACAAUUAUUUCGCCCAAGAAUUACUCGAGUCUGCCUCAGGGAUUUGAUAUUCUACAUGGAACAAGAAAAAGGGAUGAAAUACUCUCGAGCUCUAUACCAUGCUCUUCUGAAGUGACAACUCCACCUUUCUAUCCAGACCCUUGCUACGUACUGCCAAAGAAGACCUGAUGCCAUCAAUGGCCAUUUCUGGAAGAUAAUCACCAUUGAGGAUAACCUUUGUUUACUUUUGUGCUUUUAUUAAAUACCUACCUAAGCACCUGUAGGGUUUUUAAUAAAUAGAGUUCAGCUUUGUCUUCUGUUCCAUUGGUGAGUUGUAGGUGUGCACAGAAAUAGGCACCUACCUACCUAUUUGUUUAACCCUUACCUGCAAGCCAAGAACUUGUCUGCUGCUACUUGCUUCAUUAGCACAAACCAAGUUUGUUCUACGUGUAGUGCCUUUCCCUAAUCCAUAUUUAAUUUGGAGAGUUGGUGGGAAAGAAGGAAAGGAAUAUUUUGUGAUGAUGCUUUAGCACAAAAAAUAUAUUUAAUCCUGAGUAGUCUUGGGUCACUAUGUUAAUGUGCAACAUACCUGGCUCAGGUGAGGUUCAAAGUUCCUUGAGUUGCCCUUAGUAGUGCUAAGCUAAAAUCAGAAGCCAUGUCGUACAGCUUAAAGGUGGCAGCAAGCAAACCACCAGUGACUUGGGUCGUCAAAACGGAGACAAAUGGGGAUUGUUUAUGCCUGAAGUCACUAUUCUUUGGCUUAUACCACCACUGCUGUGUUUUCGAGGUGAGGGGACAUCCUUGUCAAGGAAACCUUGAAAUCGAAGCUGCUAAAAAUACCUCAUUGGGAAAGGAAAAACGCAGGGGGCAUUGGAAGGAAUGGCAUGGGGCACUGAGUUCAAACAGAAAGAAGGGAAAUGAAAAUAGGGUAAUAAAACAGAAAAUGUACUGUGUGAGCCCAAAGGGAAAAACUGAGACUCCAAAGUAACCUGCAUGUGUUCUUCUGGAGGAAAACGGGAAAAAAUACACGUCACCUACGUACAAAAGAAAAUAUAGCCAACACUUCCACCGUAUUCUCUGUCCAGAAGGUUGGUUAUUUGUUUUACCCGAAGAGAGAAUGGUUCUUCUAAAGCAUUCUCUCUUCAGUGUCAUCUUCAUUCUCCUGAAAUUAAAGCCUCUUGUUGCAUCGGAAGACUUCUUUGGUGAUGAGUGAAUUAUGAAGAAGAAAUGAAUGAACAGAGGACCUAAUUUUGACUUCCAUGUACUUGAAAGAUGAUUCCAGUAUCCCAACAAUGUGGCCACACUUCGGAAGGGCCUUUGCUUAGCAGUUGGCAUGUAUUUGAAUAGCCAUGGAAUCCGUUUCUUCUUUGCAAAGUAAAACUCUGGUUCACCACAACUGAAUGUGACUGGCUCACACUUGUAGGAAAGUAAUAAUUGUCACUGAUUAGAGUCACAUGAGGGAAAGAAUGAGCUCCCUCAGAAUGUGUAAAAUGUGAAAUGCCAGGGACUCCUAGAAAAAAUAAUUCCAAAAAUAAAGCUCAAAGCUGUGUUACUUUUUAAUCCCAUUUCUCCACAUUGGGACCACUGCAGCCAUGUACUGCACUGUAGUGAGUUUCAAAUUGGCCACCUUUUUUUUUUUUGUUUCAGCAAGUUAGUAAAGAAAUGCUGUAAAUUAUGUAUAUAAACAUAUGUAAAAAGGCAGUACUUUGAGGAAAAAACAAAUCUAUAUUUGCAAGAUACUGACUGACCACAUCUGAAAGUUGUUUUGUAUAAUUAAA